Molecule: messenger RNA, 1473 nt
Organism: Zonotrichia leucophrys gambelii
Lineage: Eukaryota; Metazoa; Chordata; Aves; Passeriformes; Passerellidae
Gene: MPHOSPH6
Product: M-phase phosphoprotein 6
Exons: 5
Coding region: 208-672 (154 amino acids)
Biological process (GO): maturation of 5.8S rRNA
Source: RefSeq, a predicted model, not a curated record
UUAACAUCUAAUAUUAACCAGCUUUCCCAACUCAUAAAAGCCGGGGAUCUUAGGAACAUCCCGAUGUACUUAUUACCCUUGGAAUUGUGAAUCUCAUGUCACCAGUGUGAAAUUAGUCUCUGCUCACUGGCUAAUGGAUUCUGCUUCACACCGUGUACGUUCUCUGAUUGAUGGUCCUUUAUUGCUGGAAAACAACCAGGAAAAUUCAUGCAAAGGGGUUUGGAUUCACAAACUAAAAAACAACUAGAGGAAGAAGAAAAGAAGAUAAUUAGUGAAGAACACUGGUAUCUUGAUGUACCAGAUCUAAAGGAAAAAGAGAGCUGUAUAAUAGAAGAGAGAAGCUUUCUGCGAUGUGAGGAUCUCGUUUAUGGCAGAAUGUCCUUCAAAGGAUUCAAUCCUGAAAUUGAGAAGUUAAUGAUCCAAAUGAACUCCAAGUGCAAGGAGGAAAAAAUUGAAGAGGAUGAUAAAAUGGAGGCUGAUGUGUCAGAUGAAGAAAUGGCCAGAAGAUAUGAAACAUUAGUGGGAACAAUAGGGAAGAAAUUUUUGAGAAAAAGGGACCAACGUGUACUCAAGGAUGAUGAUGAAGAUGAAGAUGAUGAAGUUGAAGAGGGGAAUAGUAAUGCAAGACCUAGUAAAAGAGCUAAGAAAAUGUUCUUAAAACCUCAGGAUUAAUGUCAACUGCACAAGUGGAGCUUGUUACCUAAUGCCUACCAAACAGAGUACCAAGAACUGGAGAUUGUUUGGAGUUUUUGCUAUUUAAUGUAAAGUGUGGAUUUGUAAAUCUGUUCUAUUCUCAUUGAAAUUUCUACCAUCCACAGGACAGACACUUUCCAAAGUGGGUGUUUAUAUAAUGGAUGUUGUACAUCCUUUCCUCUCUCAGCAGCUUUUCAUGAGUGGGGCGCUCAUCCCAUCAGUCUCUUUAAAUGUUCUGCAUAGUUAAAUUGAGUGUUGCAUGCAAUCAAAAGCAAUGUUAUUUACAGUUUAGGAUAACAUCUGAAAGAAGUAUUUGGAGUAAAGAUGAGCUGUGUCCAAUUCAGUAAGGCAGUUCAGCUUUCACUGCUUGCUUUAUUAUGAAAAUGAAACCUGCGCUCUCUUCAAAUUGAAAAAAGUCAGCAGAAACAUGCUUGGUUUGUGAUCUUUUUUACUGUGCUGAAAAUAAGAUGAGAGAAGAACAGAGAGAUAAAAUCCACUGUAUUGAAUUUUAUUUUUUAUAAAGUUUAUUUAAAAAUAGAGGAUUUUGUAGUGAAACUUUUUUUAUAUACAGCAAGCCAAAUAUUGGGCAACGUUUACAGUUUGACAUCUUAGCAGAUUGUGAAUCUUAGUUUCUGCCUUCCAAAAGAAAUUUGCUAAUUUUGCCUCUUUUUCAGCAAAAAAAUCCAAUCUUAUAAUUAUGUAAGUCUUGUAAUAAAAGCAUAAUAACAGUUUCAGAAACACACUUGAAAGCAGAAUAAAAACUGUGGGGUUUUGUGUUAA